UAGAUUACUCAUGUUGAUUUUGUUCACAUCAGGUCGAGAUCUUUGUGGGGAUGUGAAGCCCUCCAGUGGCGGGUUAGUGUACAGGUGUACAUCCACAUCUUCUCUGGAUGAUAUCUGUCGGACAAACAUAUACUCCAACCUUACAUGCUCCCUCAUAGAGCCUAACUCCAACCCAGCUCCACAACAACUUAAGACAAAUUCCUGCAGCAGCCAGUUUUUUGCCACAAGAAUUAAUAUUACCAGUGCUUUUGUUACCAUUGAUCUCCUAAAAAGAAUGUUGCUGACACUUGGAGCAGCCAGCAAAUGUAAAACAAUGUCAUCUUCAAUGUGCCAAGAUUCUGAGAUUUCAAAGAGCUACCAGGGCGCUCAUCUGGAAUGCCAUGGGAAUAAACAGAGGUUGUACAGCUGCAUGGUGAUACUGGUGAUGUCUGGCCCUGUCAAUAGCUGCUCCCUGAAUAAACUUAUGCAACAACUCAUUGAUAGCAACAUUGGCAUAACAAAUGAAAAGCCACUUACACGCAUGGUGGCCUGUGGUGGUCCUGGUUUGCCUGUCAGUGCUCUGUUGGCGUCCAACCUGACCUGGGUUGCCAGUGACCUGCUGACCUCUGAUGUCUGUCAGUCUGACCCCACUCUGCUUAAAUGUGAGGCAAAUGAGACGCUUGCUGUACUUCUGUCUGACAGCUGCCCUCCCACAACCAAGCAAAGCACAACACAGGCUCCCACUCUGACCAGCAGCAACAUUACUACAGCUACUGAAACCUCACCAAUAACAGAGCACAAUGUAACCAGAGAUGCACCUCCAGAUCACACAACAGAGUACAAUGUAACCAGAGUUACACCUCCAGAUAACACAACAGAGUACAAUGUAACCAGGUUACACCUCCAGAUAACACAACAGAGCACAAUGUAA
Messenger RNA from Micropterus salmoides (largemouth bass), 910 nucleotides. RefSeq lists its product as uncharacterized. The record is from RefSeq and is a predicted model, not a curated record. Bases 11 to 910 code for a protein of 299 amino acids. Lineage: Eukaryota; Metazoa; Chordata; Actinopteri; Centrarchiformes; Centrarchidae. The transcript has 10 exons.